AUGGAUACAAAGUGUAUUCUAGUGUCUGAUUUUGAGAAAAUUUGGGAAAAUGAUGAUUUACCAAAUCAAAUAUGUAAUGCAUGUUUUCUUCAAUUGCAAAAUACUAUCAGUUUCAAACAAUUGUGUGAGAAAUCCGAUAACACUUUUCGCCAAAUUCUUGGUCAAAAUAAAAUUAAUGUUGACAAACAUUCCAAUAAUUUUGCUGUAAAUGAGAAUGAUUUUUCCAAUGUAAAAGUUGAAAGAGAUAAUUUUAAUUUUGAAUAUGAUAAUGAUGUUCUAUUGAAUAGCCUCUCAAUAGAUAUUAAGGAAGAGGAUACAUCUAAAAUUGAAAGUGAAAACAUUAAAAGCGAUGAAGAUGCUGAUGAUGAUGAUGACGAUGUAUGCUUAGCUAAGAGAUUAACUAGAAGCAAAAUUGAUAGACCAAAAAGAAUAAAAAGUUCAACAAAAAGGAAAAAUCAUGAUUGGAAAGAUUCUAGUAGUGAGAAUGAAGACGAUGAAGAUCCAGAUUGGGAUCCAAGUUGGAAUAAUGAAGACGUAAAACCAAGUGAUCUUGAAUCCAAUGAUGAAGAUGAUAAAUCUUCAAUAAUAAAAUGCGAUGAGUGUGAUGUCAUAUACAAAACACCGAUUGCACUUGGUUUACAUAUGCAGAGAAAACAUAACGCAGAGGGUACUCAAUGUAGAAAGUGUUCUGUAAUAUGUUACCAUCCAUUACAUUUACGUGCACAUGAAAAGUCACACUUUUCAACGAAUUUACAAUGUCCAACAUGUAACUUAACAUUCUCAAAAUUAGCUUUAUUAAGAAAACACCAAUACACACAUGGUGAUCGUACAGUUGCAUGUCCAAAAUGUGAUUCGUCAUUCCGACGUGAUUACGAAUUACGUAGGCAUAUGAUAAAUGUACAUAAAGAAACAAUGCAUUGUGAAUAUUGUCCUGAAACGUUUCGUAAUAAAUUAUUAUUGAAACGACAUAUGAAAGAAUUGCAUCCACAAAUAAAAAUAAAACAAUAUCGUACUUGUGAUGUAUGUGGUAAAUCAAUAAUACGACGUUAUUUUCAAAAUCAUAUGGCAACACAUGGCGAUCGUAAACAGUAUACAUGCGAAGGUUGUUCAAAGAUAUUUAUGUAUAAAGAUUCAUUACGACGUCAUGUGAAACGUGUCCAUGAAAAUCAACCACCUGAAUAUAAAUGUUUAUGUAAUAUAUGUGGACGUAAAUUUCAUACUUCUAGUAAUUUACAUCGACAUUUUCUAACACAUACUAAGGAUCGUCCGUAUGCAUGUGAUAAAUGUGAUAAAACUUACCGCACUCAGUUCAUGUUAAAAAUGCACAAAAUUUUAUUGAAUCAUGUGAGACGACAUACGGGUGAACGACCAUAUCAGUGCGAUGUAUGUGAUAAAGCGUUUAUUCAAAAAAUUGCAUUGAAAAUUCAUAUGAAAGUACAUGAGAAAUCAUUAUUAAAUGUACUUUCAUAA
Chrysoperla carnea is the source of this 1470-nucleotide messenger RNA. RefSeq names its product zinc finger protein 652-B-like. Gene Ontology annotation, molecular function: RNA polymerase II cis-regulatory region sequence-specific DNA binding; zinc ion binding; DNA-binding transcription factor activity. Gene Ontology annotation, biological process: regulation of transcription by RNA polymerase II. Bases 1 to 1470 code for a protein of 489 amino acids. The transcript is spliced from 3 exons. Lineage: Eukaryota; Metazoa; Arthropoda; Insecta; Neuroptera; Chrysopidae. The record is from RefSeq and is a predicted model, not a curated record. Gene Ontology annotation, cellular component: nucleus.